This is a messenger RNA of Phascolarctos cinereus (koala), 715 nucleotides long. Lineage: Eukaryota; Metazoa; Chordata; Mammalia; Diprotodontia; Phascolarctidae. The record is from RefSeq and is a predicted model, not a curated record.
GAGAGAGAGAGAGAGAGAGAGAGAGAGAAUCUUGACCUGAUUUCCUUCAGGAGCAACGGUCCCUUGCAAGAGAGAGGCUGCUAAGACACAAUGAAUACUAUGCUAGUUGUUCUCCUUGCUUUGGCUCUCUUUGUGACAUUUUGUGAUGCUCAGUGCACAUUUAUUCCAUUGGAGAUCGUUAAUGGGUAUCAACCAGGAGGUUGCAGCGAUGGGAAGGGUACAAUACAUAGUUUCGGCACUCAGUGGCAAUCUAAUUGUGUACAUUGUUCAUGUGAAGAAAGAGUUGGACUAUCCUGUUGCAACAUAGUGAUGAGGCCUAUGGGAUAUGAUAAAAAGCAAUGCACAGAAGUUUUCAAACAGGAGUCCUGUAUUUACAUUCCUGUAAAUAAAGCUAAUCCCUCGAGAUACUGUGAAGUCAAAAUGUAUGUAGGUUAACAACUCCACCUCCUCCUCCAGAUGUUGCUGCCAAAGUCAUUGCAUCCCACUGGAAUUUAUCAACGCUUGAAGCAAUUGCCCUUUCCUUGGAAUUCAGAAGAGGAGGGGUUGGAUACCAUGUAGGCAUUACCUUGGAUCUUCACUCUAUUCAAAGCAUUGUCAAGUCUUAGGCACAUUAAUUCAAACCACAAAGUGCCAUCUCUGUGGCUUCUGAGAUUCUCCAGGCACAAUGUCAUACCUUCUGUAACCUGCCAUCUGAUGAAUGCCCAAAGAAAAUAUA